CACUGCAAAAUCAAAAUCUAAAGCUUAAAAAUCGAUCGAGGACGAUAAUCUGAAAACACGAGUCCGUGUGAGCUUUGAAUCAGAGAUUCUUCUUCGUUGUCGUGCGUCUCUCUGAUUCAGAAUAUACUCCAAAUUGCAUGUGUAUGAAUUGAAAUCGAAGAAUGGAUCUGUUACGAGUCGGGUCGGGCAUGGAUUUGUUAGCGUGGAGAGGAAUGGCGUACACUCUUCUCCUCCUCAACUUCGUCUUCGCUUGCCAGCUUCUUCUUCUCCAUCCUCUCGUCUCCGCUUUUGAUGGACAAUCUGUAGAUGCUGCUGAGUUAUUUGAGAGGGCUUCACAGAGCAUCAAGGUCAAGCGUUUUAGCGAUGCUCUAGACGAUCUCAAUGCUGCCAUUGAAGUAGACCCUGCACUUUCUGAUGCUUACUUCAAACGUGCAUCCGUGCUUCGUCAUUUUUGCAGAUACGAAGACUCUGAAAAUAGCUACCAUAAGUAUCUAGAGUUACAUCCAGGCGAUUCCAAUGCUGAGAAAGAGCUCUCCCAGCUUCAUCAAGCCAAGAGUGCUUUGGAGACUGCUUCUUCUCUUUAUGAAUCGAAGGACAUUGGGAAGGCUCUUGAGUUUGUUGAUAAAGUUGUUCUUGUCUUCUCCCCAGCUUGCUCUAAGGCAAAGCUUCUUAAAGUGAAGCUCCUUAUGGUGUCUAAAGACUACUCAGCUGCAAUUUCAGAGACUGGUUAUAUCCUCAAGGAAGAUGAAAACAACCUUGAAGCUCUUCUCCUUCGUGGCCGUGCCUAUUACUAUUUAGCAGAUCAUGAUGUUGCUCAAAGGCAUUACCAAAAAGGGCUUCGUCUUGAUCCAGAACACAGCGAGCUGAAGAAAGCAUACUUCGGACUCAAAAAACUUCUCAAGAAAACAAAAAGCGCAGAAGAUAAUGCAAGCAAAGGAAAGUUGAGAGUUUCGAUAGAGGACUACAAAGCAGCUAUAGCUAUGGACCCUGAACACACUGCGCAUAACGUUCAUCUCUACCUUGGACUGUGCAAGGUCUCCGUGAGGCUUGGCCGUGGAAAAGAAGGCUUAGAUAGCUGCAACGAAGCACUUAACAUUGAUUCAGAACUCACCGAAGCAUUACAUCAGAGGGGAGAAGCUAAACUGUUGCUUGAAGAUUGGGAAGGAGCUGUGGAGGAUUUGAAGCAAGCAGCUCAAAGCUCCCAGGAUAUGGAGAUACAUGAAGCACUUGGUAGAGCAGAGAAAGCACUGAAGAUGAGCAAACGAAAAGAUUGGUAUAAGAUCCUUGGCAUUUCCAAAACUGCAUCCAUCUCUGAAAUCAAAAGAGCAUACAAGAAGCUUGCUCUGAAAUGGCAUCCUGAUAAAAACGUUGACAAUAGAGAAGAAGCUGAGAACCAAUUCAGGGAGAUCGCUGCAGCUUAUGAGGUUCUUGGAGAUGACGAUAAACGGGCGAGAUUUGACAGAGGAGAGGAUCUUGAAGAGAUGGGCGGAGGUGGCGGCCAUCAUGGAGGAUUUGAUCCAUUUGGCGGCGGUGGAGGUGGUGGAUACACCUUCCAUUUCGAGGGCGGUUUUCCCGGUGGAGGUGGUGGUGGUUUUGGCGGUUUUGGUUUCUAACUUAGGCAUGAAGGCAUCAUCAUGUAACCUAAAGACUAAGCUUUUUUCUUUCAAACUAUACUCGAGUCAAAACACAUGUUGCAUUCUUUCAUCAAGAAAGUUUUUGUUCAA
Brassica oleracea var. oleracea is the source of this 1724-nucleotide messenger RNA. Its product is annotated as dnaJ protein P58IPK homolog. The transcript has 9 exons. NCBI's taxonomy places the organism in Eukaryota, Viridiplantae, Streptophyta, Magnoliopsida, Brassicales, Brassicaceae. Gene Ontology annotation, cellular component: endoplasmic reticulum lumen. Bases 162 to 1613 code for a protein of 483 amino acids. Gene Ontology annotation, molecular function: protein binding. The record is from RefSeq and is a predicted model, not a curated record.